Ailuropoda melanoleuca (giant panda) is the source of this 968-nucleotide messenger RNA. Its product is annotated as heat shock cognate 71 kDa protein. Gene Ontology annotation, molecular function: ATP-dependent protein folding chaperone; ATP binding. The record is from RefSeq and is a predicted model, not a curated record. Bases 1 to 903 code for a protein of 300 amino acids. NCBI's taxonomy places the organism in Eukaryota, Metazoa, Chordata, Mammalia, Carnivora, Ursidae. The transcript is spliced from 3 exons.
AUGCCAUGCCCGACCCCACCCCAUUCCUGCCGGCCAGGGAGUCCGCCGAGGUCCACCUCAUCAAGGAGAGGCCUCUGGUCACCCCCCACCCCCGUCGCCUCCGACCGCGGCCCGAGCGAGCCGCAUAGCCCGGCCCGGGAGAAGCCGCACAAGGCUCACGUGGGGGUGGCCCACCGCAUCCACCCCGCCGCCCCGCCACAGGCCCAGCCCGAGGUGGAGACGCUGGCGGUCGACCAGCCGGAGCAAUACCUGCCGACCGACCUUGACCCUCUCGCUCCAGCUUCCAGGGCAGCCCGUCAGGAGCAGCCCCUUCUCCCUCCUGGAGACCCUGUAACCUCCCGACAAGCCUUUCCCAGGGCGGCACGGAUAGCCGAGCAGCUGUAUAAAUGCAGAGAAGAGGAACCAGCUGCUAAUGGUAUCCUUAAUGUCUCUGCUGUGGAUAAGAGCACAAGGAAAGAAAAGAUUACCAUCACUAACGACAAGGGCCGCUUGAGUAAGGAAGACAUUGAGCACAUGGUCCAGGAAGCUGAGAAGUACAAAGCUGAAGAUGAGAAACAGCGGGACAAGGUGUCUUCAAAGAAUUCACUUGAGUCCUAUGCAUUCAACAUGAAAGCAACUGUUGAAGAUGAAAAACUUCAGGGCAAGAUUAAUGAUGAGGACAAACAGAAGAUUCUUGAUAAGUGCAAUGAAAUCAUCAAUUGGCUUGAUAAGAACCAGACUGCAGAGAAGGAAGAGUUUGAACACCAGCAGAAAGAGCUGGAGAAAGUCUGCAACCCCAUCAUUACCAAGCUGUACCAGAGUGCAGGGGGCAUGCCAGGAGGAAUGCCUGGAGGCUUCCCUGGUGGUGGAGCUCCUCCCUCUGGUGGUGCCUCCUCUGGGCCCACCAUUGAAGAGGUUGAUUAAGACAAUUUAAUAGGUCUAGCAUUGUUCCACACAAAAUACUCGAAGGACCCAAAUUUGUAGCAAAU